AUGGUCUACGGCAUCUGCUACUGCCCUGUGUCCCGGCUGGAGGAGCUGCAGGCACUGAAGGUGGCAGACUCAAAGACGCUGUCGGAGGCAGAGCGGGAGCAGCUCUUUGAACUCCUGGAUGGUGCCAAGGAGUUUGUUGGCUGGGCCCUGCAUGUGCUGUCCCCGGACUUCAUCUCCACCAGCAUGCAGCAGCGGGCCAAGUACAACCUCAAUGCACUGUCCCAUGACACAGCCAUUGGCCUGGUGCAGCACGCGCUGGAUGCCGGGGUCCAGGUGACAGAGGUCUUUGUGGACACGGUGGGGCCAGCUGACAAGUACCAGGAGAAGCUGCAGCAGCGGUUCCCUGAGCUGGAGGUGACUGUUCGAGCCAAGGCUGAUGCCCUCUUCCCCAUUGUCAGCGCUGCCAGCAUCUGUGCCAAGGUAGCAAGAGAUCGGGCUGUGAAGAGCUGGAAGUUUGUGGAGGAUCUGGAUGACACGAGCCUGGACUAUGGGUCGGGGUAUCCCAAUGACCCCAAGACAAAGGCAUGGCUAAUGCAGACCCUGGACCCCAUCUUUGGGUACCCACAGUUUGUGCGGAUCAGCUGGAGCACGGCCCAGACCCUGCUGGACAGCCAUGCUGUGCCUGUGCACUGGGAUUAUGAUGAUGGGGAUGCUGCCCCCACACCAGGCACCCCCUCGUUGCUGUCCUACUUUGCCCGCCCAGCACCCACCCCACACCAGCCCCAUCGCUACUUCCACGAGCGCUGCCUCAAACCCCUCAGUGGCCUGUAG
Alligator sinensis (Chinese alligator) is the source of this 771-nucleotide messenger RNA. RefSeq names its product ribonuclease H2 subunit A (gene RNASEH2A). Gene Ontology annotation, cellular component: ribonuclease H2 complex. Gene Ontology annotation, biological process: mismatch repair; DNA replication, removal of RNA primer. Gene Ontology annotation, molecular function: RNA-DNA hybrid ribonuclease activity; RNA binding. The record is from RefSeq and is a predicted model, not a curated record. NCBI's taxonomy places the organism in Eukaryota, Metazoa, Chordata, Crocodylia, Alligatoridae. The transcript is spliced from 7 exons. Bases 1 to 771 code for a protein of 256 amino acids.